Osmia bicornis bicornis is the source of this 1628-nucleotide messenger RNA. RefSeq names its product cyclin-dependent kinase-like 4. Gene Ontology annotation, biological process: protein phosphorylation. The record is from RefSeq and is a predicted model, not a curated record. Gene Ontology annotation, cellular component: nucleus. The transcript is spliced from 6 exons. Bases 172 to 1350 code for a protein of 392 amino acids. Gene Ontology annotation, molecular function: ATP binding; cyclin-dependent protein serine/threonine kinase activity. Lineage: Eukaryota; Metazoa; Arthropoda; Insecta; Hymenoptera; Megachilidae.
GUCUGGAUUCACUGGUGAAAGUCGCUACUGUCAGUAAUAAGACUACCACAGGGUGGUCUGUCAAUGAUGCCGACACUUAAGACACAAAUCAGAAGGAACAGAGUGAAGUUUUUAAUCAUGCAUUUUGAGUAUUCCAUCAACGAGACGAGAUUCCUGUGAAGAAGCCUUCGCAUGGACAAAUGGCUCCAAGAUAGGAAGCUUUGGCUUUUCGGUAGCACACUUCCCUUGCUACCAAGGAGGUCACGCGCGCCGAGCAAGGCGAUGGAACGGUACGAGCGAUUAGCGCGGCUUGGAGAGGGUAGUUACGGUGUUGUCUUCCAGUGCAGAGAUCGGCAAACUGGAAGAUUAGUAGCUGUGAAAAAAUUCCAACAAACCGAAGAUGAUCCCCUCAUACGAAAAAUUGCGCUACGUGAAAUACGGUUGCUUAAGAAUCUUAAGCAUCCGAAUCUGGUCAAUCUUCUAGAGGUAUUCAGACGGAAACGGAAAUUGCAUCUAGUCUUCGAAUAUUGCGAAUACACGCUGUUGAACGAGAUGGAGAGAUAUCCGAACGGAUGCCCGGAAAUUACCAUAAAACAACUCACGUGGCAAAUUCUUCAGGGUAUCGCGUAUUGUCAUCGAUUGGGUUGCGUUCAUAGAGACGUGAAACCUGAAAAUAUUCUGAUCACAGGCGAUGGUGUAGUGAAAUUGUGCGAUUUUGGUUUCGCACGAAUGCUUAGCCCCGGUGAAAACUACACAGAAUAUGUCGCGACGAGGUGGUAUAGAGCUCCUGAACUUCUGGUUGGAGAUACUCAAUAUGGUACACCAGUCGACGUAUGGGCAAUUGGUUGCGUUUUUGCAGAGUUAAUACGAGGAGAAGCUCUGUGGCCAGGAAAGUCAGAUGUGGAUCAAUUGUAUUUAAUUAGAAGGACUAUUGGAGACUUGUUACCAAGGCAUAUAGCCGUUUUCCAACAGAACGAAUUUUUUACUGGUAUCACAUUACCAACACCUCAAACUCUCACUCCUCUUGAAGACGCUCUGCCUAACAGAGGGAAUAUCGUUCUACAACUUGACUUUCUCAAAAAAUGUUUUGACAAAGAUCCAGAUAAAAGAUGGUCUUGUGAACAACUUUUGCAACACCCAUAUUUUGAGAAUUUUCACUAUAAAAUGCCUGAAGCCGAAAUGGAAGAAUUUGAAAAACUUAAAAAAUACCGAGAUCGAUCACGGAAUAGUAAUUACAGUCAAAUGGUAUUACCACAACUUCCUAAAGCUGGUGCUUCAGUAAAUAGUCAAAAUGAAAAUCGGCCGAAAAGCUCCUCCAUGCAUCAUCAGCAGGACUUUGAUCACCUGCCUACUAUUAAAGGUUGCAAUUAAGCUCCUCUGUGAUUGUAAUAUAUUUAUAUAUAUAUAUAUAUAUAUAUUUAUUUAUUUAUUUAAACUUUGUAAAUCUUCAUUAUAAAUCAAUGAUUGUUGAUAUCUUUUAUUUUUACCUUGCACAUUUAUCUUUGAAGCUGAACAGAUUUUGUUCUAUUAGCAUGAUUUCCAUAUCAUAUAUACAUAUUUAUUAUACGUACAUUGUAUGUACAUCUUAAAAUAAAGUUUUGUAUAAAAUGAUCAGUUGUAUUAAUGAAAUAUAAGUAAUGAAACCUGAC